AUGGCUUGUCUUAACCCAAGGAACUCCUUCUCUAAUUUUGAUGUGGAUAAGCUUGUGAGACUUGCUAAAAUUUAUGCUGCGGAUUUUGACGUCGGUGACCUUCUUUUGCCUGGUCAACUGAGAGGAUUUGUCAGUCGUGCUAGAAGAACUCAAGACUUUCUUGGAUGUACAGAGCUUGGAAAGGUUGUUGAAAUUAUGGUCAAUACUAAAAUGAACACAUCUUAUGGAUUAGUGUAUCGGCUCAUUGAAUUAACAUUAAUUCUUCCGGUGGCAACAGCUUCAGUUGAGAGGAUAUUUUCUGCUAUGUCUAUUGUAAAGACAGAUUUGCGUAACGAAAUGGGUGAUGAAUGGCUCAAUGACUUAAUGAUAUGUUACACUGAGAAGAAGAUAUUUAGAAGCAUCAAGAAUGACAAAAUCAUAAAACGAUUUGAAGACAUGAAAACCUGGCGUAUGUUAGUGCCUCGAAACAAUUUAGUGGUAUGA
Messenger RNA from Miscanthus lutarioriparius, 483 nucleotides. NCBI's taxonomy places the organism in Eukaryota, Viridiplantae, Streptophyta, Magnoliopsida, Poales, Poaceae. The record is from the annotation of a GenBank genome assembly.